Molecule: messenger RNA, 1431 nt
Organism: Meloidogyne enterolobii
Lineage: Eukaryota; Metazoa; Nematoda; Chromadorea; Rhabditida; Meloidogynidae
Source: the annotation of a GenBank genome assembly
AUGGAAAUUAAACAUAUUUUUAUUAGAGGAAUUUCUGGCAUUUCUGCAAUAUUUGUUGUUAUUGCCCUUGGAUUUAUUGGAUUAAUACUUAAGGACAUUAGCUCUCUUUAUGAUGAAGUUAUAGCAGAAAUGGAUGAUUUUAAAGUUAUGGCUAAUGAUGCUUGGAGUCAAAUGCAAAUUGUGCAAUUACAAUUAGCUGGCGGAAAGGCUGCAACAGCGGCUGCUAUAGGUCGAGAUUUCCUUGAGAUGAUACGUGAACGUAGAGGAACGUCCCAUGGCGGAGGAGGUUAUUCAGGUGGUAGCGGUGGUGGAGGUGGUGGAGGCUAUUCUGGAGGCGGACGAAGUGGUGGUGGAGGAGGUGGAGGCUAUUCUGGAGGAAGAGGAGGUGGUGGGGGAGGAGGAGGAGGAGGUUACGCCAAAGGAGGUGGAAGCUACUCUUCAGGUGUUGGAAGAGGAGGAGGUGGUGGAGGAGGUGGAGGAGGUUAUGCCAAAAGUGGUGGUGGUGGUGGUGGUUAUGCAACAAAAUCUAACCAAGCAAUUCAAAACAAUCGUGCUUCGCAAUGCGUUCCUCGUCCAGGCCCACCUGGACCACCAGGACAGCCGGGAUCUCCCGGAGGGGAUGGACAACCUGGACGUGCAGGUCCUCCUGGAUCAAGCGCGUCUGCUGGUGGCGGUGGAGAAGGAGGAUAUGGCGGAGGAGGCUCAUCAUGUGGAGGAGGAGGAAGCGGGGGAGGUGGUGGAGGAGGAGGAGGUGGUGGUGGUUAUGGAGGAGGAGGUGGAGGGGGAGGAGGAUGCACUACUUGUCCAGCUGGCCCACCUGGACCUCCUGGAAGUGGAGGACCUCCUGGACCACCCGGACCAGAUGGAAAUCCUGGUGCACCUGGCUCUGGAGGUGGUGGACCAAAACCAGGUCCACCUGGUCCGCCAGGUGAUGGAGGACCACCUGGCCCUCCUGGCGGAAAUGGCCCACCAGGGCCGGCUGGAAAUCCUGGAACUGGAGGCAGAGGAUUGCCUGGGCCAAAAGGUCCACCUGGACCAGGCGGUCCACCAGGACCGCCUGGAGGACCUGCACCUCCAUCUGGUGCUGCACCACCAGGCCCGCCCGGACCAUCAGGCCCACCGGGCCCGCCUGGACCAUCAGGAAAUCCUGGACAGGGUGGAGGUAAUGGCAAAGAUGGAACAUCUGGUGGUGAUGGAGAAUAUUGUCCAUGUCCACCUCGAGGUUCCACUUCCUCUACUUCCAACGCCGGAAAUGAAGUUAAUGCCAGUCCUACAACUUCUGAAAAACAAUAUAAACUUCAAGCCACAGCAGCAUUGAAAAAAGCACGUGCAGCAGCUACACAUUCUAAGGGUGCUGGAAAUAUGAAAAUGAUGGGACAUUCAGAAACAAUGAAAAUGAAAAGGGGCCGAAUGGCCGUUAAGAAAGUAUAA